AUGCCGCCGACCAAUCGGAGAGCUCGCUGCGGGGUAGCGGCUCGACUCUGCCCAAGUCACGACUUAAGUCUCAUAGUCAGUAGUCAACUGUGUGUUUGUGUCAUGCAACAAUCCAUGGAUCACAUGCAGCCUAAGCUGCAAGGCACGUCUAGCCGGAUACUAUAUGACAUCCCCUGCAAAGUGUGCCAGGACAACUCGAGCGGAAAACAUUACGGAAUCUUCGCCUGUGAUGGGUGUGCUGGCUUCUUCAAGAGGUCCAUCCGUCGCAACAGACAGUACGUGUGCAAGGCAAAGUGCGAAGGAAGCUGCGUCGUUGACAAAACCCACAGGAACCAAUGUAGAGCUUGUAGACUGAGGAAGUGUGUGCAGGCGGGCAUGAACAAGGACGCCGUCCAGCACGAAAGAGGUCCUCGCAACUCCACCCUGCGUCGACAGGUGGCUAUGUUCUUCAAGGACGCUGAGGCAGGGGCUCUCGCCCUCCCAACGUCCGCACCCUCCGUACUGGACCUCGCCCUGCCCAAGGUGUCAUCCUCCACAGCGUCUCCUCCCCGGCCCUCGCCCCCGGCACAUCUCCUACCACCGCCGUCGCCCUACUUCUACACCACGCCCUUACCCAAGGAGCCCUGCUCGCUGCCUCCACCACUCAUGUUCAACUCUCCCGAGUCCAUCAGCGAGUACGCCGCCAGAAUACUGUUUAUGACAGUUACAUGGAUCAAGAGUGUGCCUGCCUUCACCUACCUCGCCCUCAAAGAUCAGUUGCUACUCCUGGAGGAGAGCUGGAGAGAGUUGUUCGUCCUGGGAGCUGCCGAGUACUUCCCUCCUCUCAACCUCACCUGUCUCCUGAGGGACUCCCAGGACCUCGCCCACGAGGUGACGAUCUUCCAGGAAUCCAUCGUCAAACUGAGGGGACUUCAUCUGGACGCCACAGAAUACAACUUGCUUAGAGCCAUUGUCCUGUUUAAAACCGGUACUCUCUGUGACGUCACGUCCGUAGCCUCCUUCCGGGACCAGACCCAAGUGACGUUGGACCACUACGUCAGCAACCGCUACCCUUCCCAGCCCCACCGCUUCGGCAAGCUGCUGCUGCUGCUACCGUCUCUGCAGGCCGUUUCUUCGGAUACCAUCGAGGAAUUGUUCUUCCGCCGCACCAUCGGCGAGAUCCCCAUCGUCCGUCUACUCUGUGACAUGUACAAGACGUCCUUCGAGCGGUCCUACCCCUACAUACCCCUGCAUCUGUCCCCACCGUCGCAGUGA
Macrosteles quadrilineatus (aster leafhopper) is the source of this 1254-nucleotide messenger RNA. Its product is annotated as nuclear receptor subfamily 2 group E member 1-like. Gene Ontology annotation, molecular function: RNA polymerase II cis-regulatory region sequence-specific DNA binding; nuclear receptor activity; zinc ion binding. Gene Ontology annotation, biological process: positive regulation of transcription by RNA polymerase II; anatomical structure development; cell differentiation. The record is from RefSeq and is a predicted model, not a curated record. The coding region runs from base 1 to 1254 and encodes 417 amino acids. The transcript has 8 exons. Lineage: Eukaryota; Metazoa; Arthropoda; Insecta; Hemiptera; Cicadellidae.